Molecule: messenger RNA, 276 nt
Organism: Nannizzia gypsea CBS 118893
Lineage: Eukaryota; Fungi; Ascomycota; Eurotiomycetes; Onygenales; Arthrodermataceae
Exons: 1
Coding region: 1-276 (91 amino acids)
Source: RefSeq, a predicted model, not a curated record
AUGGACUGGGACAUUCCUCCUACAGUUGAAGACGAUGUUUUCGGCCUCGGGACUUUGAUCUACUUUAUUAUGACUGGAGUUUAUCCAUACAAGGAGACGCCAAGUGAUGAAGUGGAAAAGUCAUUUAUGGAAGGAGAAUUCCCUGAUACCAGUGACAUUAUAUGUGGUGAUAUAAUAUACCAAUGCUGGCACCAAAAGACAACUGCUGGAGCAGUAUCCACCAUGCUGGAACACAUUUCACACCAACAUAAUGCCAGGGAGAUACCAAGUUUGUGA